Molecule: messenger RNA, 445 nt
Organism: Saccostrea cuccullata (small rock oyster)
Lineage: Eukaryota; Metazoa; Mollusca; Bivalvia; Ostreida; Ostreidae
Product: glutamate receptor ionotropic, kainate 2-like
Exons: 2
Biological process (GO): modulation of chemical synaptic transmission; synaptic transmission, glutamatergic
Cellular component (GO): plasma membrane; postsynaptic density membrane
Molecular function (GO): glutamate receptor activity; transmitter-gated monoatomic ion channel activity involved in regulation of postsynaptic membrane potential
Source: RefSeq, a predicted model, not a curated record
AUGCGGGUAUUUACUGAGUCUGUUAGAUUUCCUGGAGUCAUUGUUACAUCCCACGGCAAUACAAUGGUAAUUUACCAUGGUUAUUUGCAGAGAGUGGAUUUGGCCGCCGGUCCAUUUACAAUAACUUCGGAGCGGGCACAAGUUGUCGAUUUUUCAACUCCUUUUCUGACUACACCUUUUGGUAUAGUUCUAAGGCAACCACACAAAGCUGAAGAAUCAAUCGGCCAUCGUCUGCUGAGGGUCUGGGAUCCUUUAAAGCCUAGUGUAUGGAUGAUGAUUUUCAUUUCGUUUGUUGUUACCAGCACACUUCUUUAUGUGGUGUCUUAUUUUAAUCCUUAUGAAUGGCGGAGGAUGUCACGUGAUGGCGAGGCCUCUCUACGAGAGGGAGAGUCUUUUACGUGUAUGAACAGUUUCUGGUUUGUGAUGAGUGCUUUAAUGUGGCAAG